Messenger RNA from Fomitopsis serialis, 941 nucleotides. Its product is annotated as Spc19-domain-containing protein. Bases 57 to 635 code for a protein of 192 amino acids. NCBI's taxonomy places the organism in Eukaryota, Fungi, Basidiomycota, Agaricomycetes, Polyporales, Fomitopsidaceae. The transcript is spliced from 6 exons. The record is from RefSeq and is a predicted model, not a curated record. Gene Ontology annotation, biological process: attachment of spindle microtubules to kinetochore. Gene Ontology annotation, cellular component: spindle microtubule; DASH complex.
GCAUCCCAUUCGCACUGUGCUCGACGCCUCGCCGACCUCAGGACGCACUGGCGAAUAUGGUGGACAGAAGUCACCGCGUCUCUCGACUCUCUGUGCAUCCUCGCUAUGCUCCGCGGGAAUCCGUCUUCACGAGCGCUCCGGAGCUGUACCGUUCGGACAACGCUGUCUGCAGCCCUUUUCUACGUGAAUGUGUGCUUGCCAUGGAGGAUUGUUGCGAGGAGGCGAGGGAAGCGCAGAAGGUCGUCCGUGAGGGCACCUACGACCUGCCCCGCAUCACAAAGGUGCUGGAGAAUGAGCGGAUAUUUCUACUCACUGAAGAGGCAACCAUCAGGAGAUACAAGGCCGACCUCACAGACGAAAUUGAGCCACAGAUUAACGAGUUGAUCUCCAGGGCGGAGAAGGGGCUUCAGAUCCUGCUAAAGAGGGAGAGCAUGCUGCAAGCUAAGGUCGAAGCGUCCAUGUCAAAGCGGCCAUCCUCACGAACGGCGGUCACUAUCAAUACGGCGGGGAUGUCGAAGCUAGACAUUAGGAAAAUCCAGAUGCUCUCCAGGCAGCGCGAGAAGCUCGAAGAUGAUGCGGCGGCUUUACACAGGGAAAUCGACGAGUUGGAGCUCGCAGCAAUGAAGAAGAGAUGAUCAAGCUCACUUCUCGGGGUUCACAUUCCCCGAUGACGACCGCCUCGGCCACUUCGCCCGCCUUCAGCUCGGACGGCCCUUCGGAGGCUCGUGGAGGGAGGGCGACCAGACCGUUCGCUCCGCUGAGGCUUGCCACCCUGCUGGAGCGCUGCCCGCCCGUACUGUACGCCACCAAUCCGCCGGAGCCGGCCUUGAUGACCACGCGGUGGUACUCCAGUCGAGGGUCGAGGCGCAUGGAGUCGCGUAGCUAUACCAAGGUGUACCCCUUAGACUAUACCCAAUGAUACCACAGCUUCAAAGUGUCAC